This is a messenger RNA of Suillus fuscotomentosus, 2108 nucleotides long. RefSeq names its product pseudouridine synthase. NCBI's taxonomy places the organism in Eukaryota, Fungi, Basidiomycota, Agaricomycetes, Boletales, Suillaceae. The coding region runs from base 393 to 1838 and encodes 481 amino acids. The transcript is spliced from 11 exons. Gene Ontology annotation, molecular function: pseudouridine synthase activity; RNA binding. Gene Ontology annotation, biological process: pseudouridine synthesis. The record is from RefSeq and is a predicted model, not a curated record.
GACUGGGUGCAAGCCUGAGAGAUGGGCCACACCCUGGGUGCACGUGAUCCUCGGGCCGGACUUUUGGAAUUCUGCAGUAGUUCUUGUGCGUUCGACCUCGUUCGACAGUUCGAAAGCGAACACCGUUCAACGUUCGCAAAACUUCCCUGUUUCUUUUUCGUGAGCAAAUUGAAAGUACUUACUAGCCAUGUUCGCAGAUAUAGUCGAACUGAAGUGACCUAUCUCGUUCUGUCGCACUGAACUCACUCAAGUCAGUCAAGCUCUUCUGGAGCAACAUCGCCGUGGCCCACAUCCUCCAAUUCAAACGCGAGUCCCGUGAGCGUCUUCCGCUCACAACAUUUUCAUCGCUCGGUCAAUUUCGCCACGUCCUCGCGAGAUUCUUAACCGCAGCCAUGUCUGAUGGAGCCGUACCUGAUGAGCCACGAUCACCUCCAUCGUCACAAAAGGAUGCAGGGUUGAAGAAGCUCACACCAUAUUGGUACCCGUAUACGACUAUGGCAAAGGAGCGGUGGAUCGGGCGGGAGAUCCUAGAAAUCGUGUCAACAGAAUUUAGAGAUCGAUCCAUGGAGUACUAUCGAUACGCCCUCGAAUCCGGAGUGACAACAAUUAAUGGCAAGGUCGCAAAACCAAACACAGUAGUGAGGAAUGGCGAUCGUAUAGAGAAUGUUGUACACCGACAUGAGCCUCCAGUCACAUCUACACCCGUCAAAAUUGUAUUGCAUGAUAAGGAGCGCGACUUUUUGGUUAUCGAUAAACCUGGUAGCAUACCAGUACAUGCAUCUGGUCGGUACUACCGUCACAGCUUGGUAGAGAUCCUUCGUAACGAAUUUGGUUUCCCGAAAAUUUAUAGCGAAUUCGUCAAUGGUCUAAUCCACAAAGAGUAUAUUGCUCGUUGCAAAGGAGAGUUUCCCGCUGAGGAAACGAUAUGCGAAGAACCCCUCUUGACUGUUGAUCGACAGAUGGGGCUUAACAUAGUACACCCGGAAGGCAAGCCAGCGAAGACUAUUUUUAACCGGCUUCAUUACGAUUCCGCGACCAACACGAGUGUGCUUCACUGCCGUCCUAUGACAGCACAUCAGAUACGAGUUCAUCUACAAUACCUCGGUCAUCCAAUAGCCAAUGACCCUGUUUACUCUGAGGAACGAAUAUGGGGAGUUAAUCUUGGCAAAGGGGGCGUGGAUGUUAUUCCUUGCGAGCACCGUGCUGCACCAGCGCCACCGGCGCAUCUGCUGAGUGACAAUAGUCCGGAAGCUCUUAAUCUGAAACCCUCCAAUGACACAGACUCACCCUUAUUACUUACUUCGGAAGAGGAGAGCAAUGCGAGAGCGAAAUUGCUUCCACGCGAAACCGGGCACGAUAUUGGAAUGGGAUCACCUGUCCCGUUGUCAUCUGAGGCAGUGGAAAUUAUAACGAAACUCCGGCAUAUGAAGGACGAAGAUGAGGAUUGGAGUCGCUGGCGAGAUGUCGUAUUUCGGGCGAAGGCCUCACUCACACCAAAAGACAUCCCUCGUGCCCCUCUUCCUCCACAGAACAAACGUAAAAAAGGGGGUCCUUCCCUCCCACAAACACCUCUGCCAGAAGAUGUGUCCUUGGCCCCACAGUUGACUCAAGGGGAAGCUUUAGCACGGCUCUCGCAGAUGGAAGCCCCCUCCCCAGCUGUUGACACAGCGACAGGAACGCUGUAUUGUUCAGAGUGCUACUUACCGUUACAUCCUGAUCCAAAGCCAGAAAGGUUGUACAUUUUUCUGCAUGCCCUUAGAUACACCACAAGCCUCGGGUGCUUUGAGACAGAUAUACCAGAGUGGGCAGCUGAAGGAUGGAAGUGGGACCAGGCUUAGAUGGCACUACGUUCUGCAAUACUAUUUUUACAUUUGUGUGCGCAUGUAUCAAUUACCGAGUACCUACUGCCCCAAGAAGCUCAGCGAAGUUUGUUGAAAGAUUGUCCAGAUUUUUUUGCCUUGUUCCUUCAGAAUUCUAUGUAUAUAGUUCACACCAUCACAUCACGGAGAACUUGUAUUCGCUUGUACAGAACUCUCAAGCAAGUCACGAAGCUGUCCAAACUAGCAUGCAUCAUAUGAUGAUCUCAGGCUGCCAUCACACGAACUUAC